AUGUUCCAGACUGACCCUUCUUUAGUUUUUACUCAGCUCACUGAAAUUUUCCUUUUUUCACUCAAUUUCUUGAAUUCUAAAGUCUAAACACAUUUUUUCUCCUCAAAUCUAUCCCCGUUUAAAAAAAUCAAAACCUUUUCUGGUGAAAUCGGUAUCUGGAGCAAUGAGAGGAACUUUAAAAAAAAAAAUUAACUCAAUGAAGUGGGUGAGAGAAUUUUUUAGAGGUAUGGUGUAAGCGUUGAAGGGUUGUUGGGAGAAAAAGGGGUCUAAUAUCAGUGUCAGCUUAAAAGCUGGGUUCUUUGUUGUUCACUCCAUCUGUCAAAUUAUGAGUAUAUAAGUCACUUCUCCUCAUUUUUUGAACCUGUCUUCUUUUUUGUUUGUCAUUUGUUGUAUCUUAGUGGAAAAACUGCCAGUUCAGUUAACGUACUUUGCCUGAUAUUUUCGCUUCUUUUUACUAUUACAAUCCAAGAUCAUUCACUGAUAUCAGGCUCUACUUUUAAGGAUCACUGUUCUGUGUUCCUCUGUUUCUUUUAAACCAGCUUUUGUUCCUUGUUUACUUGUAAAACCCCGUAUCUCAGUGUCAAGCUGAACCUCAUCUUCAAGAGGUUACUUGGAAAUUGAGGACUUGAUUCAUUGGUUAAAACAUGAAGGGAGCAGCACUAGUGGCUAUUGCUGCUUGCAUUGGUAACUUCUUGCAAGGAUGGGAUAAUGCUACCAUUGCUGGUGCUAUCAUUUACGUCAAUAAAGACCUCAAGUUGCAAGCAAGUGUGGAAGGUCUUGUUGUGGCCAUGUCACUUAUUGGAGCAGCUGCUAUCACAACAUGCUCAGGACCCAUAUCGGAUUGGCUCGGUCGGCGUCCAAUGCUAAUAAUCUCAUCCAUUCUCUACUUUGUCAGUGGUUUGGUAAUGUUUUGGUCGCCCAAUGUUUACGUCCUGUGCAUAGGAAGACUGUUAGAUGGAUUUGGCAUUGGUUUAGCAGUUACUCUUGUUCCAGUCUAUAUAUCUGAGACUGCCCCAUCAGAUAUAAGGGGAAUGUUAAAUACUCUACCUCAGUUUGCUGGUUCAGGUGGCAUGUUUCUGUCAUACUGUAUGAUUUUUGGGAUGUCAUUGACAGCUUCACCUAGUUGGAGGUUGAUGCUUGGAAUACUUUCCAUUCCUUCUUUACUAUAUUUUGCACUCACAGUGUUUUACUUGCCUGAAUCUCCUCGAUGGCUUGUGAGUAAAGGAAAGAUGCUUGAGGCAAAGCGGGUUCUCCAGAGAUUGCGUGGCAGGGAAGAUGUUUCAGGCGAGAUGGCUUUACUGGCUGAAGGUCUUGGUAUCGGGGGUGAAACAUCCAUAGAAGAGUACAUAAUAGGCCCUGCUGAUGAACUCGCUAAUGGUCAAGAACCCACUGUUGAUAAAGACAAAAUCAAGUUAUAUGGACCUGAAGAAGGCCUUUCCUGGGUUGCUAAACCCGUUACUGGACAGAGUUCUCUUGCUCUUGCAUCACGCCAUGGAAGCAUGGUGAGCCAAGGCGUGCCUCUUAUGGACCCUCUUGUGACUCUUUUUGGUAGUGUUCAUGAAAAGCUCCCUGAGACAGGAAGCAUGCGAAGCAUGCUUUUCCCUAAUUUUGGCAGCAUGUUUAGUACAGCAGAACCUCACUUUAGGACUGAGCAAUGGGAUGAAGAGAGUGUACAAAGAGAAGGUGAGGGCUACACAUCAGAGGCUGGUGGUGGGGAUUCCGAUGACAAUUUGCAGAGUCCACUAAUCUCACGCCAGACAACAAGCAUGGAAAAGGAUAUGGCCCACCCAACUUCCCAUGGCAGUGUUCUGAGCAUGAGACGGCAUAGCAGUCUAAUGCAAGGAGUUGGGGAUGCAGUUGACGGUACUGGCAUUGGUGGGGGUUGGCAGUUGGCAUGGAAAUGGUCUGAGAGGGAAGGUGAGGAUGGAAAGAAGGAAGGGGGAUUUAAAAGGAUUUAUCUGCACCAAGGAGGAGUUCCUGGAUCCCGACGCGGGUCUCUUGUUUCGCUUCCUGGUGGUGAUGUUCCUGAAGAAGGUGAGUACAUCCAGGCUGCUGCUCUGGUAAGCCAGCCUGCUCUUUAUUCAAAGGAGCUUAUGGACCAGCAUCCAGUUGGACCCGCAAUGGUUCACCCAUCUCAAACAGCUACAAAAGCUCCAAUUUGGACCGCUCUGCUUGAACCUGGAGUUAAGCAUGCAUUGUUUGUUGGGAUUGGAAUUCAAUUACUUCAGCAGUUUGCUGGCAUAAAUGGGGUUCUAUACUACACCCCUCAAAUUCUUGAAAAGGCAGGUGUUUCGGUUCUUCUUGCUAACCUGGGCCUCAGCACUACCUCUGCGUCAUUCCUUAUAAGCGCAUUUACAAACUUUCUUAUGCUUCCAUGCAUAGGUGUAGCGAUGAGGCUCAUGGAUAUCGCGGGGAGAAGGACGCUCCUACUUACCACAAUUCCUGUGCUGAUACUUUCCCUCAUCGUCUUAAUUAUUUUUGAACUAGUGACUGUGAGCUCAGUCGUCAACGCUGCAAUUUUAACUGCUUGUGUUAUCAUAUUCAUCUGCUGUUUUGUGUCUGCUUAUGGACCAAUUCCUAAUAUCCUCUGCUCAGAGAUCUUCCCCACAAGAGUCCGAGGCCUCUGCAUUGCCAUUUGUGCCAUGGUUUACUGGAUUGGAGACAUCAUUGUCACCUACACACUGCCUGUGAUGCUUAGCUCGAUUGGCCUAGUCGGUAUCUUUGGCAUUUAUGCUGUUGUGUGCGCAAUCUCUUGGAUCUUUGUUUUCUUGAAGGUCCCUGAGACCAAAGGAAUGCCUCUUGAAGUCAUUACAGAGUUCUUUGCGGUUGGCGCCAAACAAGCUGCUGCCAAGAAGGAAUGAUUCAGAAAACUUGAAGCAUUUGCUGAUUGUUUUUAUUAGGAUUUAAUUAGUUUGCAUUCAUUUUUUAGGUUUAAAAAGGAAAGGCCCCCAGCUGUGCGAUGUCUUGCAUGAAAGAAAUAUUGAGAUUGGAAUGUUUAAAUACUAGAACUUGCAAAUGAAUAAUCCGGCAUUUAAAUUAAUCAAUGAGAUCUUCUAAUUGAUGGCAA
This is a messenger RNA of Populus trichocarpa (black cottonwood), 3067 nucleotides long. Its product is annotated as monosaccharide-sensing protein 2. Gene Ontology annotation, cellular component: membrane. Gene Ontology annotation, biological process: transmembrane transport. The record is from RefSeq and is a predicted model, not a curated record. The transcript is spliced from 6 exons. NCBI's taxonomy places the organism in Eukaryota, Viridiplantae, Streptophyta, Magnoliopsida, Malpighiales, Salicaceae. Bases 645 to 2861 code for a protein of 738 amino acids. Gene Ontology annotation, molecular function: myo-inositol:proton symporter activity.